Molecule: messenger RNA, 3760 nt
Organism: Cynocephalus volans (Philippine flying lemur)
Lineage: Eukaryota; Metazoa; Chordata; Mammalia; Dermoptera; Cynocephalidae
Gene: PEX19
Product: peroxisomal biogenesis factor 19
Exons: 8
Coding region: 11-907 (298 amino acids)
Biological process (GO): protein import into peroxisome membrane
Cellular component (GO): peroxisome; peroxisomal membrane
Source: RefSeq, a predicted model, not a curated record
AGGUAGCAAGAUGGCCGCCGCUGAGGAAGGCUGUGGUGUUGGGGCCGACGCGGACCGGGAAUUGGAGGAGCUUCUGGAAAGUGCUCUUGAUGAUUUCGAUAAAGCCAAACCUCCAGUGCUCCCACCUACUACCACAACCCCUGAUGCUUCAGGGCCCCAGAAGAAGUCUCCAGGCGACACUGCCAAAGAUGCCCUCUUCGCCUCCCAAGAGAAGUUUUUCCAGGAAUUAUUCGACAGUGAGCUGGCUUCCCAAGCCACAGCAGAGUUCGAGAAGGCAAUGAAGGAGUUGGCUGAGGAAGAGCCCCACCUGGUGGAGCAGUUCCAAAAGCUCUCAGAGGCUGCGGGGAGAGUGGGCAGCGAUGCAACCUCUCAACAAGAAUUCACUUCUUGCCUAAAGGAGACACUGAGUGGGCUAGCCAAAAAUGCGACUGAUCUUCAGAACUCGGGCAUGUCGGAAGAAGAGCUGACCAAGGCCAUGGAAGGUCUGGGCAUGGAUGAAGGGGAUGGGGAAGGGAACAUCCUCCCCAUCAUGCAGAGUAUCAUGCAAAACCUGCUGUCCAAGGAUGUGCUAUACCCAUCACUGAAGGAGAUCACAGAAAAGUAUCCAGAAUGGUUGCAGAGUCACCGGGAAUCUCUACCUCCAGAGCAGUUUGAAAAAUAUCAGGAGCAGCACAGUGUCAUGGGCAAAAUUUGUGAGCAGUUUGAGGCAGAGACCCCCACAGAUAGUGAGGCCACUCAAAAAGCUCGUUUUGAGAUGGUGCUGGAUUUUAUGCAGCAGCUACAGGAUUUGGGCCAUCCUCCAAAAGAGCUGGCUGGGGAAAUGCCUCCUGGCCUCAACUUUGACCUGGAUGCCCUCAAUCUGUCAGGCCCACCAGGUGCCAAUGGCGAACAGUGUCUGAUCAUGUGAAACACAACAUGUCUUCCUCCCUGAGUCCCAGCCAUGGGGAACAUCUGGAGUCAGCAGAGCCACUGGGAACUGAGGCAGGAGUAUCAACUGCGGGAGCAGUCUGCCCACUGCCCUCUGUCAUCCCAUUGAAGACUGUGCCAUAGCAGUUGAGGCUUUUCCUCUAUCUUUCUAGGAAAAGGGUUUUUCUGCAGGCCGUUUCUGUGAGCUCUAUUACAUUGUGGUUUCUGCUAGCAAAGGCCCAGCUACCUGCCAGGUGAAGGAAGGCAUCCCUUUUGGGGCAUACAUCUCCCUUCUCCCAAAAUAAUGUUAUAUAUGGCCACACUGAUGUUUACCUUUACACCCAGGCUCUUUGUGCCUUGUCCCUACUCCCUCUCUUGGGUCUGGGGAACAGGGGCAGAGUCCUGGGGCUCUGCAUUUCUAUAGUUUUCUCAGGCAGGGCCUUUGGGAAUGGGGAGAAACUUAGCCUGGGCUGGGGUUGUAGGUCUGUCUCCAUGUCCUCUCACCUUCAGACAGGCUAUUCUGAAUUCUCUAAAGGAAAAGGACUUCUGCAUCUCAUCACAGUAGGAUUGGAAGAGAAGCCCUGGGAUUCUCCUCUCUCCAGGUGCUGAGCCCUCAACUCCCUGUUCUAGCCUGAAAACUCAAGUUGGUAUCCUGGUUCUUUCUACAAUGCUGUGUGAUCUGGAUGAACCCAGCACCUGAACUUCCUUUGCCCCCUGCUUGUUCUUGUACCGUCUCUCUUUUUAAAUACCUGUUUGUUCCAACCCUUCUGAGCCCAAGCUGUGAAAAGAGGGGUCCAUCCUGUUUCCCCUCAUCUAGUCCAUCUACCACUUUCACUGGCUCUCUCUGCCUGGCAAACACAUAAUUGUAGUAUCAGGUCUGGGAAAUGAAUACUAUUCUGGCUUAUUUGAGAAAUCUAAUUCCCUUAGAAUCUUGUCCCUUGGUUCAGGGAGGUAGCUUGGGAAAAGGAGAGGGGUACAGCUUGGGUCCCUAUUCCUGCAGGCCCCAUGGGGCAAUGUCUAAUAAAUAUUCUGAGGAGGAGUGUGGCCUGUUUUUCAUCCAGGUCCUUUUCUGACCAUCCUCAGCUUCUGUAAACUACAGAGGAGUAAUGUUAGGAGACUAGCUCUACAUAAUAUUGUAAUGCUGGGCUCCACCCCCACCCUCUCCCAGCUAGUCUGUGCCUCAGUUGGCAAAGGAGACUUGAUGGCCAUCUUCCCUCAUUUCCUCCUGAGUUUUUCAGUCUGGAAGCCCUUCAAUUGGUAUUAUAUUUUGAUAUUUUACAUUAUUAUUAUCAUUAGUGUUAGUAAUAUAUUGUUAACAUGUUUUCUAAAUUAUUUCUCUGAGCCGACCUUACCUGCCCAGUGGCAUUAUGGACCUUGGCUGCCAUAUGUUGGUAGAUAAUCUGGUCAGCCCAAAUGGUGGCUGUCCUUUUUGACUCAGAAAAUAACUCCUGCCAGAGCAAAUUCACAUUCAUCAUCUGAAUCACUUUGAGCUCCUGAUAUGUCACUUUCCCCUGGGUUAAGAGUUUUCACCCCUUGAGGAUCCCACGUGUUCUGUGGCAUUGGCAAAGAAGGAAAUGUUCUUGAGGCCUCUGGCUAUUUUGGAAAGGUUCAGCUAUCAUACCUUAUUAGAGCAUGGCAAAUCCUAGGUCUGAAUAUGAGACUCCUCUAUUCUGCGAGAGAUUGGAAAAGUACAGGCACACUUGUGAUGAUGCUCAUGAGGCUCAAAUGCCAAAAUUCCUCCUUACUCCAGCCAAAAACUGGACAAGAAUAGAGAGGAAGAGGGAAGAACAAAAGGGUCUUACCCCUUGAACCUUGUGCCUACUGUCCUGCCGGUUUUCUUUUACAGAUUCUUACUUCUGCUGGCCUGGCCACGGCUUAUUCCAGGAAUCCAAAUAGAUGCCCUAGUCCACUUUAGCUUUGUUUCCAAGGCACUCAUUUUCAAUUUUAUUUUGAUUGAACAUGAACAAAUCGACCUCUGGUUACUCUGUUCUAAAAACACUAUUUGAAUUAUUCUAGGAAUUGUGGAGGGAUAGAGCUUAGAACUCUAGGGAAGUCCUUCUUAAACUGUGUGUGGUAAAGGACAAGGUUUUUUGUUUUUUAAACAUCUUAUCCUUUAUAUAUCAAUAUGUGUUCCUAUUGCCCAUUGACAAAUGCAGUUAACACUCUAUGCUACUCACCAUGCAAGUUUGACAGCACCCAAACUGGCCAGACCCUGUUCAACAGGCUAAGUCCACUGAUCAUGUACUUGGAUAUCAUAACAAAGUCAAAAUGCUGAAAAGUUUCUAAACACUUUUAAUUUCUAAUUCAUCAUGUCACAGACUAGCACAAGUCUGCAAACCACCUUUGAGUAGCACUGUUCUGUGGCCCUUCUUAGUCUCUCCAUAGAUCCUAGCCGAACAGAUAAAAUUUCUGUAUCUGUAGUUCUUUCCUAUAUGGACCAGGAAAUGUGCAUAGGCUGCUAAUAGCUCAUAGCUUCAUCUUUCUCUUGAGAAUUACCCUGUGCCAACAGAAGCCACUUCAGGACAUUCCUGGGAGGUAUGCUCUCCCAGGGACAGCCCCACAGCCAAUGAUGCGGUGUCAAUUCUACAAAGCACUCAGCUGGGAUUCUAAUACGGUUUGAAUUAUCAGUGAUGUUAUGCAAUCAGUAAUUGAAUUAUCAGCAGAUGAUGCUAGGGUACAAAAUUCCUCCCCCCUUUCUCAAGGUGGGACAAAUGUGCCAUUUAUGUUCCACAGUUCCUGGAGGCUAAACGUAUCCACCUGAACCCAAAACUUUCCCCCCUUUCCUAUCUUGCAUCCUACACUCCAUUGUAGGUUUUACUUGAGAGUACUCCCUCAAUAAACCACUUGGACAGAA